Acinonyx jubatus (cheetah) is the source of this 1251-nucleotide messenger RNA. It is a transcript of the gene HOATZ, whose product is annotated as HOATZ cilia and flagella associated protein. Bases 528 to 1097 code for a protein of 189 amino acids. The record is from RefSeq and is a predicted model, not a curated record. Gene Ontology annotation, biological process: cilium assembly. The transcript is spliced from 7 exons. NCBI's taxonomy places the organism in Eukaryota, Metazoa, Chordata, Mammalia, Carnivora, Felidae.
CCGCCGCCCCGCGGGCCGGAGGACGCCAGCCACCCUCGGCGGCAAGCGGCAGAUCCCGAGCGUUAGGAGAAAGCUGCGCUUCGAGACUCGAUGCGUCAGCAUUUGCGGGGCACAGCGCUGCUCGCGGAGCACAUGGUCGGCUCUCGGGGGGAAAAUGCCUGCACCCCAGGGGGGCGGCCGCUGCUCCGUGCAGUUAAAUUGUGAGCUACCCCGGGGAGUCACUGCGAGAGUGGGCCAUCUCCUGCAAGCAGGGCGACAUCUGGACAGUUGAAUGGCAUUAAUGACAAGAAACGCCCCCAACUUGAUGUUUUGACUCUGCUGUCUGGACUCGCAAGGCUUGGACCGACCCUAAAGCCUGUGGCCCCGAAGACGUGGGCUUUCGGAUAGCCCAUGUGCAGGCGCUGCACCCCCACACCUAUCCAGGAAAAAUAAGGACUUCUGGCGUGGUUGUUGCCAAUCUGACCGUUCUCUACAAGGCGGGGCUGGGAAAGAAGCCGAGGGAGCUUGGAGAAGCGUCCUGAGUUGCCAUGGAAACAAAGCCCGACGGCAGAGGUCGCCCUGGCCUAAAGGAGUCCGUUGAAAUUUGCCCUCAGGGAUUACUGGUGUUCACGGGAUCUUCAGAACAGGACUCCAGCUUGGCCAAGCAGUUCUGGGUGGCCGCGUCGAUGUAUCCCACCAACGAAUCUCAGUUGGUGCUGUCCAGAGGUAGCAGUCAGCGUCUGCGGGUGGCCAGGGCCUCCAGGGGCGGUGCAACUGAGAGUCCAGACAUCACUGCUGAAACCCUAAAGACUCAGCAAUCUGAGGACAAAGAAAAGUAUCUCCAAAAGAAUACAUAUGACAGAACUGAGAAUGGAUUGGAAGUGGCCAGAGCGGAAGUGGGCGAACCAGAGUGGAAGCCAUUGCUAUCAUCCAGCUGGGAGGUGAUGGCUAAAAGGAGAGAUGAGAUUCUCCAACUCUUAAGAAAACAAAGAGAAGAAAGGAUCUCGAAAGAGCUGGUUUCCCUUCCUUACAAGCCAAAGGCCAAAGGACACAAAGCAAAGAAAGUGAUACCAGAGUCAGACAAGGAAGACCAACAGGAGGUCAAAGCCUUGGACUAACUUGAUGGACAAAUGGGAGAGGAUGGCUCACAUAGAUCUUUACUUUUGAAACAACCUUCUCUUAAGUCAGGAUCAUUCGGAUCACCUUGCUAAGAUAGACAAAGAAAUAAAAGUUAAAUGCACAGGCUUCUAGGGAUGUUACCAGUUAUUGAAA